GCGCGGCGGAAGUGCGCGGCGGCGCUCGGAGCGCCCGGCCCGGGCGAGCUGCGUUAAACCACAAACAUGAAGAAAUUAAAGCUUAAAGAACUGGAAAGCUGUCUUCAACAAGCUGACACUUUUGAAAGUCCAAAGCUACUCCUUGAACAGUAUGCAACAAGACCUCAUAUUGCAGCAUGUAUGCUUUAUACAAUUCACAAUACUUUUGAUGAUAUCGAAAACAAAACAAUUGCAGAUCUAGGAUGUGGUUGUGGCAUGCUCAGCAUUGGAAGUGCAAUGUUAGGAGCAGGAUUCUGUGUGGGGCUUGACAUAGAUGCAGAUGCACUGGAAAUAUUUAAUAGCAAUAUUGAAGACUUUGAGCUCACGAAUGUCAACAUGGUUCAGUGUGACAUCUGUUCUUUAUCUGAUAGCAUGUCAGAUACUUUUGACACAGUUAUUAUGAACCCUCCAUUUGGUACCAAGCAUAACAAAGGAAUUGAUAUAAUUUUUCUGAAAACCGCUCUACAAAUGGCAAAAACAGCUGUAUAUUCCCUUCACAAAACUUCAACGCGGCAGCACAUUCAAAAGAAAGCAGCAGAAUGGGAAGUGAAGAUGGAAGUCUUAGCAGAACUUAGGUUUGAUUUACCAGCAUCGUACAAGUUCCAUAAGAAGAAAUCAGCACAUAUCCUCAGUUCAGAGCAACAACAACAAAACUGAGAGCCAACAACAUUGUUUUUUAAGUCAAAUCCAACCUCUCAUCACUAGGCAAAACAAUCACAAAAAUGUUCAAUUCCUACAAAGAUAUAAUGAGAAAUGUUUCUGAAGUUUCUGUCUCCUAUGUAAUCUUUGGAAAGUUCCCAGAACUUCAUGGAGGAUGGAAUGAAAAUAUCUGCAUUUAGUGACACAUCCUAAAGAUGCCUCAUUCUCUCCUUUACAAAUGUGUUCACUGCAGUUGUGCUUGAAUAGUGAAUCAAGUAUCUUUGAUAACGUAUGACAUUUUAACUUGGGAGUAACUUUACUUUACUGGCAGCAGUGUCUAAUCCCAGUACAUCAGAUGCAGUCACUGAGAAAGCAGCUACUGGCCAGAAAAUUAACUGGGAUCAAAUGUUUUCUAUCUAGUUGCACUUAAGGAUAGAGUGUGAAGAUUAAUCCUUGAGAAAAAAACGUAGCUUUAUGAAGCUGUCAGAAAUUAGUUUGAAUUCCGUUUUGAACUUUGAAGCAGAGAUUUCUCCUUUCUCACUUUGAGCACUAGCACACUUGUUAAAUCCAGCUACAGAAGUUAAAGCAGCUUCUUGGUCACGUUACCCCAGUUCAUAGAUCUGUGAUUACAAUAGCUGCUGGCAAAGAUGGUUUUGCACUCAUGUCAUCAAGAUGACUGGCAACACAGAAGCAGGGAAAAUCCCCCGAGGUGUUCUUGUUACAGGAAAUUAUGUUCUCAAUCAGAAUACCCAGUUGGCAGCCUCUUCUUAUUUAAGUAGUUUAAUUCCCCAAUAACUGUUCAGCCUACUGCAGUAUUCCCAUUUCUUCCUGUUCCUGAUAUCAAGGCCACAUUCAAUUGUUGGAACUUGCAAUUCUUCAGCUCUUACAGCCUUGAAAGGUGGUGUGUUUGCACCUGUACCUAUCACUGUAACACUUUUUAAAGCAUGAUUUCAGCAAGUAUUAGUUGCCAGCUGGGCUAAGUGUGAUCCAUUUAUCUAAAAAGCAUUUUACAAAACCAGGCCAGAGUACCCAAGCUAAGAGUUGCAGUUACUUCAGAGAUGUCCCACGUGAGCCACCCUGAUUACAGGAGACUGACACUUCACCACCAUUAAGGUGCUGGUGCUGUCUUAACACCCUACUUGAGAGAGAAAUUAGUGUUCUAUUUUACAUGAUACCAAAUUUGAUCCAAUUUAAUGGCAACCUAUAGGACGUUGCUGACUGCUGCUUCAGCCCAGGGUACUUAACACCAAAAACUCGAUUUCCACAUAAGACUCAGCUUCACUGUUAAGAAGAGAAAAAAAAACAAAGUCUACUUCCUUAGCAGUGUUUUCAAGGUUAAUACCAAAAAGGAUGAUCUAACACAAGAUUUAGGACAACUCCUUUAGAAUAAGUCUUAAACAUGGAAAAGUUUUCUAAAAAGCAUCCUUUCAGCUGCAAGUAACAAACUGUAGGCAAGAAUCAAGCUUGCCAUGCAUGGAAUUCAGUUCAGUCCCUGAGCUUUAAACUAUUUAAAACAAAAGCAGAAGCAGACUUCUAAUUUAAGAGAAAUUCUAGCCUUGUCUGCACAUGCUCACUUCAGACUCUAGCUCAGUCAUUUGGCACAAGACAACUUCCAGAUCAAUAGUUUUCAGCUGCUAUGCAUCAGUGAAGACUGAUAAAAAGCUCCAAUGAACAGCAAUCGAAGUCAGAACUGCAUGCAAAAUCCUACAGAAGAUUUUAUUUUAAGGGCUUUCUUAAUAAACUACACUGACUUGUUCCUUCCAUGUGCCAAAAGUCUGUAUUAGUACAACACAACACAUAAAAAACCAGGUUAAAAUAAAGCAAGUAGUCAUUAGGUUUAAGUUAUAAAAAAUUACAGUCAAGCCCCUUAACUAGAACCAUUAGAUCCCACACUAUAUUAGCUAGACCAUCCCAAAAG
Molecule: messenger RNA, 2596 nt
Organism: Oenanthe melanoleuca
Lineage: Eukaryota; Metazoa; Chordata; Aves; Passeriformes; Muscicapidae
Gene: METTL5
Product: methyltransferase 5, N6-adenosine
Exons: 8
Coding region: 67-696 (209 amino acids)
Biological process (GO): rRNA methylation
Molecular function (GO): rRNA (adenine-N6-)-methyltransferase activity; nucleic acid binding
Source: RefSeq, a predicted model, not a curated record